AUGGUUAUCUGGCGGAUGGUCGAAGGGCCACUUCACCCCACGGUACGCGCAGAGGCAGGGAGAACAGCCUGCGCGCGACGGAAUGGACGCCGAUGGGCUGCUGGCGCUCAUGACGUCACGCGCUCGAUCCCGGCCCCAGAUUCCCGACUUCUCGUGCCGUUCGUUCUCGCUCUGGCGUGUUUCGACUCCUUCCCUCUCACCACCACCUUCGCCCUCUCCCCGCCGUCGCCCCCUCUCCGCCGUCGCCCCUUCGCCACGCGUCCUCGACCUAUUUGCACCGCCGAGGCGUCGAUACCGUCUCCGCAAUGCGACAGAUAUACUGUCAGGCCUACGCUUCCGGGGCGGUAUCCUGCACUACCACUAACAUUUUUUGAUGGGAGAUCCUACUCGCCAAGGAUCAGGAAUGUCGAGCUUCUGUGUGUGGGGCGACGCGACGCGUCGGCACGGCGUUCGUGCUCGUAG
This is a messenger RNA of Peniophora sp. CBMAI 1063, 462 nucleotides long. NCBI's taxonomy places the organism in Eukaryota, Fungi, Basidiomycota, Agaricomycetes, Russulales, Peniophoraceae. The record is from the annotation of a GenBank genome assembly.